Molecule: messenger RNA, 1080 nt
Organism: Serpula lacrymans var. lacrymans S7.9
Lineage: Eukaryota; Fungi; Basidiomycota; Agaricomycetes; Boletales; Serpulaceae
Exons: 5
Coding region: 1-1080 (359 amino acids)
Source: RefSeq, a predicted model, not a curated record
AUGUACACAAUAUCCUCCACUUCCACUGGAAACGGUGCUACCUACUGGUACACCCCCCCUAUUACUUGGUCAAAGUCCUCUCCUGGACCAGAAACUACUCAACAACAAUAUUUUGCCACUCUCCCGAGUAAUCUAUCAACAUCCACUCUUUCAACCUCCAUCCACACUGCACCAAUUGCUACAUCUGAAGAUCAAGUCCAGCCCAUCAUUGAGCAAAUCGUUAGGAAUUUGAAGUGUAAUUCUCAGGACGUAUAUGUCCAGCAAUUCUAUAUUGAACCAUCAAGUUUCCCCAAGUUUGUGGACAAGCUCAGAGAAACUAACUACAGCACUCUAAGAUAUAUGUAUGACCAUGUGAAAGGCAUCUUGCAACUGAGCAUGCCUACUCCUGUAUAUGAAGUUUUCAUUGAGCGCCUCAGUAAACUUUUACAGGGGGAACUGUCAUGCCUUAUCAGACGGUCAGAUGGGAAGUUCAGGUUGAGUUCUAAUACAUCCAAGUUUCUCCAGCGAGGUCAAAUCACCACUGUACCCCACUUAGCCCUCAAGUUCCAAAGCCUUAACCCUAGCACUGAGUGGCAGGACUUGUUCAUUUCCCAGGUCUGCCACUCCCAGUUACUUUGGGACAUCACCCAGAAGGUGAAAAAGUACUGGGAGGAGCUCCCCCACCUUGUUGGCAUUCUUGUGGUCAAAUUCUACGAGUCCCACAAAUACGCAAAGCCUCAAUAUGGGUACGCUGAACCCGUCAACAUGCAGUAUUGGUACAACUUACAAAAGGAUGACAAUAUCAAAUAUGGCCCUCUGAGGACAGCUGAUGGUGUAACAUGGGUGGGUAGAUUUGUGGUGGAUAUGUACCUGUAUGAAAAGGACCCAAAGGUUGUAGGAAAGGAAAGCUAUGCACAGCAUCUUCCUCCGCCCGUAGUACUGGAAGACAAAUUCAACGAAAUUUUCAAUUGUGUUAUCACCAGGUCAAUUUUGGAGAUGGAGAAAAUUAUGAGGAGUGCGCCCCAGACUGUCGCUAACCCAGAAGCUGAAAGUGCAGCUGCUCGAAUAGCAGCGAUAGAGCAUCAGGAAAAAUGGGGGUAG